This is a messenger RNA of Rattus norvegicus (Norway rat), 475 nucleotides long. It is a transcript of the gene Il4, whose product is annotated as interleukin 4. Gene Ontology annotation, biological process: negative regulation of leukocyte activation; immune response; positive regulation of leukocyte chemotaxis. The record is from RefSeq and is marked provisional. Bases 31 to 474 code for a protein of 147 amino acids. The transcript has 4 exons. Gene Ontology annotation, cellular component: extracellular region. Gene Ontology annotation, molecular function: interleukin-4 receptor binding; cytokine receptor binding; growth factor activity. Lineage: Eukaryota; Metazoa; Chordata; Mammalia; Rodentia; Muridae.
UCUCACGUCACUGACUGUAGAGAGCUAUUGAUGGGUCUCAGCCCCCACCUUGCUGUCACCCUGUUCUGCUUUCUCAUAUGUACCGGGAACGGUAUCCACGGAUGUAACGACAGCCCUCUGAGAGAGAUCAUCAACACUUUGAACCAGGUCACAGAAAAAGGGACUCCAUGCACCGAGAUGUUUGUACCAGACGUCCUUACGGCAACAAGGAACACCACGGAGAACGAGCUCAUCUGCAGGGCUUCCAGGGUGCUUCGCAAAUUUUACUUCCCACGUGAUGUACCUCCGUGCUUGAAGAACAAGUCUGGGGUUCUCGGUGAACUGAGGAAACUCUGUAGAGGUGUCAGCGGUCUGAACUCACUGAGAAGCUGCACCGUGAAUGAGUCCACGCUCACAACACUGAAAGACUUCCUGGAAAGCCUAAAAAGCAUCCUACGAGGGAAAUACUUGCAGUCCUGCACUUCCAUGUCCUAAC